GGCGGCCGAGCGGAUGCCAACAUGCAGAUCUUUGUGAAGACCCAGACGGGCAAGACCAUCACUCUAGAGGUCCAGCCCAGUGACACCAUCGAGAAUGUCAAGGCCAAGAUCCAAGGCAAGGAGGGCAUCCCACCAGACCAGCAGAGGCUGAUAUUUGCCGGCAAGCAGCUGGAGGAUGGCCACACCCUGUUGGACUACAACAUCCAGAAAGAGUCCACCUUGCACCUGGUGCUGCGCCUGCGUGGUGGCAUCAUCGAGCCGUCCCUUCGUCAGCUCGCCCAGAAGUACAACUGUGACAAGAUGACCUGCCACAAGUGCUAUGCACGCCUGCACCCCCGUGUGGUCAACUGCCGCAAGAAGUGCGGCCAUAUCAACAACCUGCGCCCCAAGAAGAAGGUCAAAUAA
Peromyscus eremicus (cactus mouse) is the source of this 405-nucleotide messenger RNA. Its product is annotated as ubiquitin-ribosomal protein eL40 fusion protein-like. Gene Ontology annotation, cellular component: nucleus; cytoplasm; ribosome. The coding region runs from base 22 to 405 and encodes 127 amino acids. The transcript has a single exon. Gene Ontology annotation, biological process: translation; protein ubiquitination; modification-dependent protein catabolic process. Gene Ontology annotation, molecular function: ubiquitin protein ligase binding; structural constituent of ribosome; protein tag activity. Lineage: Eukaryota; Metazoa; Chordata; Mammalia; Rodentia; Cricetidae. The record is from RefSeq and is a predicted model, not a curated record.